Messenger RNA from Fusarium tjaetaba, 2493 nucleotides. RefSeq names its product succinate-semialdehyde dehydrogenase. Gene Ontology annotation, biological process: regulation of DNA-templated transcription. Gene Ontology annotation, molecular function: zinc ion binding; succinate-semialdehyde dehydrogenase (NAD+) activity; DNA-binding transcription factor activity, RNA polymerase II-specific. NCBI's taxonomy places the organism in Eukaryota, Fungi, Ascomycota, Sordariomycetes, Hypocreales, Nectriaceae. The coding region runs from base 1 to 2493 and encodes 830 amino acids. The transcript is spliced from 6 exons. The record is from RefSeq and is a predicted model, not a curated record.
AUGCACAGUCCAUCCGGAACACGACCCAAGAAGAGACUCGCCUGCGAUAGAUGUCACGCUCGUAAACUACGAUGCUCUAGUGACCUGGAUGGUUGCACACGAUGUCUUGGUGACGAUCUGGUCUGCACCUAUAGCCCUGCUCUCAAGGUCGGACGACCUAGCAAGGCGUCCAUGGCUGGCAGAGAGAUACUACAGCAAACACAGUCUGUUUCUGACGCUGCGUUUUAUGGCAUUUCCGAUGGAGAUGCAGUGACUGCGGAUUCGGGGAUAUCCAUGCCGCCAUCACCUCCACAGCUCGGCGAUAGUUGCAUUGCAGAUCAUACAGCACUCUUCAGCUCUUUCGACUUUGCCAACACCCUCGACACCUUUAACGCCACACACCCGUUCCUCGACAUGCCCAUGGGUGAAGACCUGUGGCCUCUGGCGACAAGCCCACCUGUUUCUUCGAACGAUCCCAACAUCGAUCCACGUCUAUGUCCAACAAAUGAAACAACGAAUGCAUCUAGCCCGCUUGACAGACUAUCGAGCCUCCAACAGGAGCUUUUACGCACGAAACUGCCACCCGCUCACGCGAGGGGCGUCGGCACUAAACCUCGGCCGGCGAAAUACACAGAAGCAGCCAUGCGACCUAUCCAAGAGACCUUGGGCGCAGUCACCGAGCUAUUACAACAAUGUGUGAAAGAUACUACACGAGAUCCGCAACGCGGCAUCGUCAUCUAUAUCGUGUCAGGAUUGCACGCUGUUCGACUCGCUGGAGUGCCGCGUUGCAGGCCUGGAGAUCGAUCCGCCGUUGAGAUUGAUCUUGCUGGCGACUGUGGUGGACUACCAAUUGAAACAUCUGUACCACACAGUGAGGACGUUUCAGUCCAAGUACAUGCAUUCGGGGAAUCUGGGAAUAGCGGAUUGCAUGUCGUCGUCGACUAUGGCGGAGGUUCAGUCUACCAUUCGGUCGCUGCUGGCGGUGACAAGAAGUACAUUGCAGCAAUCGCAAGAAUCAUAGAUGAAAUUCCAUCAAAGCUGGACGAUCCGUCCCUCCUUCACGAGGAAUCACUAUUGAAUGGCCAAUGGGUCCAAGCUCAGUCCGGAAAACGGUUCGACGUUGAGGAUCCUGGCUCUGGUCAAGUCUGGGCCACCAGUCCCACUAACGAAGUUGCCGAUGUGGACAAGUAUGUUGAAUCGUCAGAAGCGGCCUUCCAAAGCUACCGCCAUAUGAAUCCUCGCCAACGAGCCAAGAUUCUCCUCAAGUGGCACGAGUUCAUCACCAAUGCACGGCAAGACAUCGCCAAGAUUGUCGUCUUCGAGACCGGCAAACCUAUGGCAGAGGCACUCGGUGAGGUGGAUUACGCCCUUGGCUUCGCUUGGUGGUUCGCCGGCGAGGCUGAGCGUAUCAGAGGCUCUGUUGCUCAGCCCUCUAUCUCCAACCGCCGAACUUUUGUUAUCAAACAGCCGAUCGGUGUAUGUGUUGCUCUUGUCCCUUGGAACUUCCCUGUCGCUAUGAUCAUCCGCAAGGUGUCGGCUGCUCUAGCCGCAGGAUGCACCAUGAUUGUCAAACCGUCGCCUGAAACCCCCUUUAGUGUUAUGGCCCUGGCGGACCUUGCCCUUCGCGCGGGUCUGCCUGCAGGAGUACUGAACGUUAUCUCAACUGAUAACAGCAAUACCCCGUCUGUCAGCGAGACACUCUGCAAGCACCCCCUUGUCCGCAAGGUCACCUUCACGGGUAGUACCUCUGUAGGCAGCAUUGUUGCAAGGCAUUGCAGCGAAGGUUUGAAGAAGGUCACCAUGGAGCUGGGUGGAAAUUGCCCUUUUAUCAUUUUUGAUGAUGGCGAUCUUGAGCAAGCAGUUGCAGCACUCAUGAUACUCAAGUGGCGAACAGCAGGCCAGGCUUGCACCCACGCCAAUCGAGUCUAUGUCCAAAGUGGUGUUUACGACAAGUUUGCGCAGAUGAUGCUCGAGGCGACCAAUAAGCUCCGCGUGGGACAUGGAGCUGAUUCUGGUUCUACUAUGGGACCGCUUACUACUAGUCGCGGCGUUGAUAAGGUCAAGAAACAUGUCGAAGAUGCUGUCAGCAAAGGCGGCAAAGUCCUUUGCGGCGGCAAGCAGCCGGAAAAUCUGAAAGGGUACUUUUUCGAGCCUACCAUCAUUUCGGGUAUGACCGCAGACAUGCUCACAACUCAAGAAGAGAUCUUUGGGCCUAUACUAGGUCUGUACAAGUUCGAAACUGAAGAUGAGGUUGUGAAGAAGGCAAAUGACACGUCGAUGGGCUUAGCCUCUUACUUCUUUACCAAAGACGUCUCCCGAACCUGGAGACUUUUGGAAAUCCUAGAAGCUGGAAUGAUCGGGAUGAAUACUGGGAAUGCCUCUUGUGCUGAGUCUCCAUUUGGUGGAAUCAAGUUGUCGGGAUAUGGCAAGGAAGCAGGCAAGGAUGUGGCUAUCGAGGAAUAUCUCAUCCAGAAGACGGGCACUUUGACUGUUGACGAUGGUCCCAAGUUGUGA